Molecule: messenger RNA, 1957 nt
Organism: Clunio marinus
Lineage: Eukaryota; Metazoa; Arthropoda; Insecta; Diptera; Chironomidae
Source: the annotation of a GenBank genome assembly
GGGAGGCGAGUUUCAGGUGGGGAGUGUAUUAAUUUCUUGGUAGGGGGUUAAGAAAUGAUAUUUACAAAUUUGUAAAAUAGAAUAAUUUCGUGUUAAAGCUUUUAAAGAGCGUGAAAAGUAUUAAAAUGACUCAAGAAGAUAGUAAAAAUCUUAAAAGAUAUUUUGAAAAUGAUCCUCCAAGUUUUUUUGACGAGUUGACUGAGAAAGAAGUUGAUGAAGUUUCAAUCAAAUUGUCAUCAGAAGUGAAAGAUUUAUGGCCUUAUCCUAACCGAGAUGAAGCUCAUCCUAUUGUUCCUCGUGUUAUAGUAGAAUCAUUGAAUGAUCCAAUCGUUCAAGCAAUCAGUAAUCACUUUCCAUCAGAAAUUGAAAAAAGAAAACAAGCCAAUAAAGAGUCAUUGACGAUGGAUGAUAGAGGAAUUAAAACACUGAUUAAUGAGAAAUGUUAUCGUGAAGCUGUUGCAUUAACAAGUCGAUUGCUGACAAAUUAUGGACAAGGAACAACGGCAUCUGCAACUAUGAAACAUUCAACGCAUUCCCUUCAAUUAUGGCACACUCGUCUUGCUUUACUUAUCAAAAUCAAUGAAUUGGAUAUCGCAAAGCAAGAAGCUGAGGCAUUUGGACAACUGUCUAGUCCUGAUUUGUUUUAUGAACAUCAAAGCCCGCAGAAUUUUAAAAGUAAAUAUGGAAGUAUGGCAAGUUUUUCAUUUCGAUUGCUAUUAGCUGGAGAGUUACCUUUAAAACUGAACAAGCCUCAUGACGCUCUUAAAAAUCUUUUAAAUAUUCUUGAAGUCACAGAAAAAAUUUACAAUUUCUUCAUCGAGUUGAAAAAGGAAAAUGAAGCUGAGUUUUGGAAAGAUCGUAAAAUUCGUGUUCAAUGUCUUAUGAUUAAUUGUGCAGCAUAUUUGAAAAAGUUCGAUCUGGCACAUCAACUUUAUGAAAGCAUUCGCAAGCUUCCCAAUUUAAAUGAAAAAUUAAGAAUGACUUUAGCAUCGUCUUGGGGUCGAACUUUCCUUCUUUGUGGUGACAUCAAAUCUGCUGAAGAAAAAUUUAAACUCUGUGAAGCGAAAGCAAAUUCUCACAUUGUGCAAACAAUGAUUGAUCAAGGACUCAUCGCUGUUGCACAGAAUUCAUAUGAAGAAGCCCUACAAAUAUUUCAAAAAGCACACGAACUUGAGAAAGAAAAUAUUUUGAUUCUCAACAACAUUGCUGUUUGUUAUUUGUACACUGGAAGAAUGCACAAUGCAAUUAAAAUCUACGAACAAGCAAUUAAUUUUAAUCCAAAGCAAAGUAUCAACGAAGCUGUUCUCUUGAAUUGUGCAACAUUAUACGAAUUGGAGUCGAACGAAGCAAAGAAGAAAAAACUUGAUUUGCUUAAACUUGUGUCUGCAAACAGAGCUGAUUUAGAAGUGUCAAUUGAAGCUUGUUUAAAGUUGUGAGUUUGAUAAAUAUUUAAACUUGUCGGUAUUAUUCAAAUAAAAAUUAAAUUAUUUUAAACAUUUCAUUCUUGCAUUUCGUUUAAUUAAUAUUUCUGAAAUAAAAACGAUUGAUGAAAAAGUUAAUCCAACUCCAAGAAGGAUAAAAGGUCCAAUAACAUGAGAUGGAGAUAAAUUAAUUGGUCCAACAUUAUCUCUAUGUCUUGAAAGUGCAAUUUCCGCUUGGAUUUUGUUAUUUGUAUUUCUCGUGACAACAUCAAGCUCAACAAACUGUUGAAUUCCACUUUGUGCUAUUUGUAAGAUCAAAUCAUCCAAUUGUUCCAUCAAAGGCCAAGUUUUAGUGCUCAUAGCAACACAAAGUUCAUAAUAAAUGUCGUUCAACAUGAUUUGAUAGUUCUUGACUGUUUCCUCUGUUACAUAUUCACCGACUGCGUAGUGACCGUAAGGAAGCCGUUCAAUGCUGAAACUUAUAUCUUGCCUAACGCCACGAUAUUGGAGAAUCUCUUUAGAGAAUGUUCGAAACU